AUGAAGUUGCUGGUCCUUGGCCUCCUCUUCCUGUUGGGCUGUGAAGCAGUUCAGCUCGGUAAACAGCACCCCAGACCCAGUGCAUUUACAGGGCAAAAUGAGUCCCCUCUCCAAACCAAUUCACCAGAGAACCUCUGCAAAGGAGUCCCGCUGGAUUUCGUCUUUGUUAUCGACAGCUCCCGCAGCAUCCGUCCCAACGACUACGAGAAGGUCAAAACCUUCAUCACUAACCUGCUCCAGUUCUUAGAGAUCAGUCCCGAUACCACCCGGGUCGGCUUGCUCCAGUAUGGCAGCACAGUCGAGAACGAGUUCUCCCUUAACACCUACACCACCAAGGCCGAGGUGGAGCAGGCAGUGAGGGACAUGAAACACCUUGCUGCGGGAACCAUGACCGGCCUUGCGAUCCAGUACACUAUGGACACAGCGUUCACUGAGGCAGAGGGAGCACGCCCGCUCAACUUGUACAUCCCUCGCAUUGCUAUGAUUGUGACAGAUGGACGGCCCCAGGACUCGGUGGAGGAGGCUGCAGCCCAAGCAAGACAUUCGGGAAUCCAGAUCUUCGCCAUCGGAGUGGGCAGGGUAGACAUGAACACCCUCAAGGCCAUAGGGAGCGAGCCACACUCUGAGCAUGUGUACCUGGUGGCCAACUUCAGCCAGAUGGAGACUCUGAUCUCUGUCUUCCAGUCCAAGCUGUGUGGAGGUUCAGAUAUGUGUGAGGUGGUGGACCAUGAAUGCCAGCAUAUCUGUGUCAGCACCCCGGCCUCCUACAAGUGCAAGUGUCGGAAAGGCUACACCCUCAAUUCUGAUGGCAAAACAUGCAAAGCGGAGGACCUCUGUGCUGUGGUGGAGCACAGAUGUGGGCACAUCUGUGCCAACCUGCCCGAUGGCUACGAGUGUCACUGCCACCCAGGGUAUCAACUCAACAAGGACCUGAGGACAUGCAGCAGAAUAGACUUCUGUGAUCUGGGGGACCAUGGCUGUGAGCAUGACUGUGUCAGCACAAAAGAGUCCUUCAUCUGCAGAUGUAAGAGGGGUUACCUUCUCAAUACGGACAAUAAGACCUGUAGCAAGAUUGACUACUGUGCCGAUGGCAGCCAUGGAUGUGAACAGGAGUUUAUGAACACAGAGGACUCGUGUGUGUGCAAGUGCAGAAAUGGUUACAUGCUCAGACCUGAUGGGAAAACAUGCAAGAAGAUUGACCACUGUGCCGAUGGCAGCCAUGGCUGUGAACAGGAGUUUAUGAACACAGACGACGCCUGUGUAUGUAAAUGCAGAAAAGGUUACACACUCAGAUCUGAUGGGAAAACAUGCGAAAAGAUUGACAACUGUGCUGAUGGCAGCCAUGGAUGUGAACAGGAGUUUAUGAACACAGAGGACUCGUGUGUGUGCAAGUGCAGGGAUGAUUACACACUCAGACCCGAUGGGAGAACAUGCCAGAAGACCGACCACUGUGCCGACGGCGGCCACGGCUGUGAGCAGGAGUUCAUCAACACAGAGGACUCCUGUGUGUGUAAAUGCAGGGACGGUUUCACUCUCAGACCUGAUGGGAAAACAUGCCAGAGUCCAGGUCUCUGUCAGGCUGUGGGUCAUGGAUUUGAGCAUCAGUGUGUCAGUACCCUCGACUCCUAUGUCUACAGGUGUUUUGAAGGGUUCAUAGUGGCUGAAGAUGGCAAGAGCUGCAAAAAGCUGGAGUGUGGGGAUAGCAUCAUGGAUCUGGUCUUUGUGAUCGAUGGGUCCAAGAGCCUAGGCCUUGCCAACUUUGAGCUGGUCAAGCAGUUUGUCAGCAGUAUUGUGGACUCGCUGGACAUAUCCAGCAGAGGUACACAUGUUGGUCUUCUUCAGUACUCCUCUAAAGUCCGCACAGAGUUCACCCUGCGUCAAUACAGCACGGCUCGGGAGAUCCACACGGCUGUGUCCCGUAUGCAGUACAUGGGGAAAGGCUCCAUGACGGGCUCGGCCUUGCGUCACAUGUUCGAGCACAGCUUUUCAGCCAAGGAGGGUGCCAGGGCGAACGUCCCACGUGUCAGCAUUGUGUUCACUGAUGGAAGAUCACAGGAUGACGUUUCCGAAUGGGCCAACAGGGCAAAGGCUGCUGGUGUCACAAUAUAUGCUUUGGGUGUUGGCAAGGCUAUCGAAGAGGAGCUGAGGGAAAUAGCUUCAGAGCCGGAUGAUAAGCAUCUGUAUUAUACUGAGGAUUUUGAGAAAAUGGGAGAAAUAACGAACAAAUUAAAGUCACAGAUUUGCACAGACAAGCCAUCUGAUGAAGAAAUGUGCAAGUGUGACAAUGUGAUAACGUUUCAGAACCAGGUCGUGGAGAAGCUCAAGAAACUGACAUAUAAAAUUGAAGCUAUGUCAGAGAAGCUGGAGAUCCUCGAGAAUCAGCUCGUGCUCAAAUGA
Molecule: messenger RNA, 2397 nt
Organism: Lampris incognitus (smalleye Pacific opah)
Lineage: Eukaryota; Metazoa; Chordata; Actinopteri; Lampriformes; Lampridae
Product: matrilin-2-like
Exons: 14
Coding region: 1-2397 (798 amino acids)
Molecular function (GO): calcium ion binding
Source: RefSeq, a predicted model, not a curated record